AACAGUUCAUUGACGUUGCAUUUUGUAUUGCAGCAAGUUGCCGACGUCAACAGUAAACUUAAUUCGUAUUUAAUAAUAUUAUUAAACAAGUGAAAAGUUCAAUAUAAUAUACACUUUAAUAUUAAUAAUUACCUAGUAAAUGUAUUAAACUGAAGACUAAAAACGAUCUUCAUAUAGCAAAAUCAAAACAGCUUCCUGUUAUGGUUUGUUGGUACUAGCCAAAAAUAAAAAUGUGGUGUUGUUCCUAUGAAUCCAACUGACACACCUGAGGAGGCUGUAGUAAAGUCAGAACCUGUAUUGAGUGAAGAAGCAGAACAACUUCAGGACUCGGCAACGGCAGCACCAGAACCAGAACCUAACACACCAGAAGAAAUGGACAGUGACGCAAAAAAAUCAAAUAAUCGAAGAUUUAAUAAUUAUGGAUAUAUUAAGUAUGUAAGCUUGGUGAUACUAACAGUACAAAAUGCAGCAUUAGGGCUUAGCAUGAGGUAUGCCCGAACUAGAGAUGUAGAAAUGUUUUCAUCAGCAGCUGCUGUGUUAAUGGCAGAAGUGUUUAAACUUAUAAUAUGCAUAGGUCUUGUUAUGCACGAAUCUGGUGGUGUAGAAAAAGGGGUCCAAUCUAUGUACAAAAUAGUUGUAUUGAAUAUUCGAGACACUUUAAGAGUAUGUGUGCCCUCAUUUCUGUACAUAGUACAGAACAAUUUGCUCUAUGUGUCAGCAUCUAAUUUAGAUGCUGCUACUUACCAGGUUACAUAUCAGCUAAAAAUAUUAACAACAGCGUUUUUUGCUGUUGUGGUAUUGAAAAGACAGCUCAAAAAGUGGCAGUGGCUGGCAUUAGUUAUCUUAGCAGCUGGUGUAGCUAUUGUACAAUUGUCUUCAACAGAAAAAGCACAUGUCAAAUCACAUUUACCAGAGCAAUCCAAGAUCAUAGGAUUUAGUGCCGCUCUAGCAGCAUGUUUCUUGUCUGGUUUCGCAGGAAUAUACUUUGAGAAAGUACUUAAAGAAUCAGACAUAUCUGUAUGGAUGAGAAAUGUGCAGUUGAGUUUAUUAUCAUUGCCAUUCGGAACCAUUACUUACCUUAUAAAUGAAGGAACACAAAACAAUUUAUUGAAAGGCUUUGAUGCUUUUGUUUGGUAUCUAGUCUUAUUGCAAGCAGCAGGGGGUCUCAUAGUUGCUGUGGUCGUAAAAUACGCAGAUAACAUAUUAAAGGGUUUUGCAACAUCAGUUGCGAUCAUCAUAUCUUGUGUAGCCUCCAUCUACAUAUUCAAUUUCAACCUAACUGUACAGUUUGCUAUUGGCACAAUAUUCGUGAUAUUUUCAAUUUUCCUUUAUGGUUAUGUACCCAAGAAACCAGAGCCCCGGAAUUCUUUAAAUGAACAAUAUAAAGAUGGUCAAGACAAAUUAUACCUUUAGAAGAUUAUGCCUUCAAAUGGAUUUCAAUCUCUAGUCUAACUAGAAUAGUUGCUAUUAUAGUUUGAAGUAAUUGUUUAAGGAAUAUUAAGACAUGAAU
Molecule: messenger RNA, 1510 nt
Organism: Spodoptera frugiperda (fall armyworm)
Lineage: Eukaryota; Metazoa; Arthropoda; Insecta; Lepidoptera; Noctuidae
Gene: Ugalt
Product: UDP-N-acetylglucosamine transporter
Exons: 8
Coding region: 247-1413 (388 amino acids)
Biological process (GO): pyrimidine nucleotide-sugar transmembrane transport
Cellular component (GO): Golgi membrane
Molecular function (GO): UDP-galactose transmembrane transporter activity
Source: RefSeq, a predicted model, not a curated record